GAUGAUUGCGUGAUCAUGCCGCAUUUGACAUUUCUCCAUUUACCUCGCCCUCAUAGAACGAAAACUCGACUCACCGAAACAUCAUGCACUAUGGAAAGUGUACACGUAUGUAUGUACAUGCGGAGAGAGUUAUAAGUCUUAUUCGCUGACAUAUCAAAAAGAAAUAAUGAGGAUUAAUCUUUUAAAAGCGUGUCAUAGAAUGUAACCUCUCGAGUAUCCAUGACCGUACGUUUCGAGGAUAGCAAUAGGAUUAUCAUAAAAUCGAGUAACGCUAAUUAAUUCCGAAUACAGAUAUGAUUAAGGCAAUCUUAGUUUUCAAUAACCAUGGGAAACCUCGUCUUUCCAAGUUUUAUCAAUAUUUUAACGAGGACAUGCAACAGCAGAUAAUAAAAGAGACAUUUCAACUUGUUUCCAAGAGAGAUGACAAUGUAUGUAAUUUCUUGGAAGGUGGUAGCUUGAUUGGUGGAUCUGACUAUAAGUUGAUCUAUCGACACUAUGCUACGCUUUAUUUCGUAUUCUGUGUUGAUAGUUCAGAAUCGGAGCUGGGAAUCUUAGAUUUGAUACAAGUUUUUGUUGAAACCUUGGACAAGUGCUUUGAGAAUGUGUGUGAACUUGAUCUCAUUUUUCAUGUAGACAAAGUUCAUUAUAUACUCAAUGAAUUGGUGAUGGGUGGUAUGGUUCUUGAGACCAACAUGACUGAAAUUCUCACAAGAAUCGAGGAUCAAAACAAAUUGGAAAAACAAGAGGCGGGAAUCACAGCAGCGCCCGCGCGUGCUGUCUCGGCCGUGAAGAACAUGAAUAUACCGCAACAAAUAAAGGAUAUGAAGCUGCCUGACUUGCCACAAGCUAUAAAAGAUCUCAAAUUCUGACCAGCCGUCACUUCGUUGGCACCUAGCUGACUGGUCUCUUCUGUCAUCCCGAAUGUAACCGACACUACUACCGCACCGAGGACACUUUUCUCCUCUCUUCAGGCAAACGAGAAUGCACCAAUGUUGCCUGCAGCAUCUGCAUAUAUCCCGUCUCAACGAUAUCAGAAUUAAGACCAUGGAUGAACCAUUAUUUGACUACUACUAUCUAUUUUAGAACUACAAGUUUUGCCAACGAGUUUUGAAGAAGCAUAUAGAGUAGAGUCUCGAAAGUCUCUACAUAAAAAAAAAAUUAAGUAACAUAAGGAUUUUCUUUAUAAAUUUUUAUAUAUGUAUGUUAAAAAGUUUAUUAAAAUAAUAUCAGGUCCAUGAAUUCAAUUAUGAUAUGAGCAACUUUUGAUUGUCCUAAAUAAUUUAGCUCUGUGUUCCGCGAGAGAGAGAAGCACGCGUCCCCUUUUCCCCUCCUCCUCCCCCAGUUAUUCAUUAGAAAUAUAAAAAAUAUUAAUGUAUUAUAUAUUGUAACGAAAUAUAUUUAAUAAAUAAACUAGUACUAUGUA
This is a messenger RNA of Cataglyphis hispanica, 1423 nucleotides long. RefSeq names its product AP-3 complex subunit sigma-2 (gene or). Gene Ontology annotation, cellular component: intracellular membrane-bounded organelle; AP-3 adaptor complex; membrane coat. Gene Ontology annotation, biological process: Golgi to vacuole transport; intracellular protein transport. Lineage: Eukaryota; Metazoa; Arthropoda; Insecta; Hymenoptera; Formicidae. The record is from RefSeq and is a predicted model, not a curated record. Bases 294 to 869 code for a protein of 191 amino acids. The transcript is spliced from 4 exons.